Molecule: messenger RNA, 4154 nt
Organism: Cannabis sativa
Lineage: Eukaryota; Viridiplantae; Streptophyta; Magnoliopsida; Rosales; Cannabaceae
Product: ATP-dependent RNA helicase SUV3, mitochondrial
Exons: 16
Coding region: 255-1997 (580 amino acids)
Biological process (GO): mitochondrial RNA 3'-end processing; RNA catabolic process
Cellular component (GO): mitochondrial degradosome
Molecular function (GO): RNA helicase activity; hydrolase activity, acting on acid anhydrides; ATP binding
Source: RefSeq, a predicted model, not a curated record
AAGAAAAAAAUUAAAAAUAAUAAUAAAAAAAAAAAUAAUAAUUCUUUGACAAUACCCUUGGGUGAAAAAGAUAUUAGGCACGGCAUAUUGUUCGGAGUCUGGGUGGCGUUGCGUGUAGUCAGUGUGUGCGUGCGACAAUAGUCGGUUUGUGUUAGAACGAAACACCAAUCUAAAUUCUAAUGUUUUCUCUUUUUUCUUUUCUUUCUUACCAGUAGAUUUAAUUAGUAUUCCUCAAAUAUUUCUUCUUCUCUCCAAUGGCGUCGCUGUUACUACGGCGGAAAGCUUCUGGUACGGGAGUUUCUCGCUUUCUGCACGCAGGCAUUACACAACCAGUUGCUUUACAUUUGGAGUUGAAAAGUGGAGAUGUUAAUAGUGUUUCAAAUGUGUUAAGGCAAUUCAGUAGCUUUAAUCGAAAGGAGACGUUUGAAUUUACAAGCUCCAGCAGUAGUACCUCAAAGUUUGAUUUUAUGGACCUAACUCGUCCUCAUACUUGGUACCCAAAUGCUCGAAGGAAGCAUCGCAAGGUUAUCUUGCACAUGGGUCCCACAAAUAGUGGAAAAACUUAUCAUGCUUUAAAGCGACUUGAGUCAAGUGCUUCUGGGAUAUAUUGUGCUCCUUUGAGAUUGCUGGCUUGGGAGGUGGCAAAACGAUUGAACAAGGCGAAAGUUACUUGCGAUCUAGUUACAGGACAGGAGAAAGAAGAGGUUGAUGGUGCAAAGCACAAGGCCGUGACAGUUGAGAUGGCUGAUGUAACCUCAGAUUAUGAUUGUGCAGUUAUUGAUGAAAUUCAGAUGUUGGGUUGUCGGUCAAGGGGAUUUUCGUUUACACGUGCACUAUUAGGAAUAUCUGCCGAUGAACUUCACAUUUGUGGAGAUGCAGCUGCUAUUCCCUUAAUUCAGGAAAUGCUUAAAGUUACCGGUGAUCAUGUAGAGGUUCAACACUAUGAGAGACUUUCGCCAUUGGUUCCACUGAAGGUUCCUCUCGGGUCCUUCAAUAACAUUAGAACAGGGGAUUGCAUUGUAUCAUUUUCACGAAAGAAAAUAUAUCAAUUGAAGAGACAAAUAGAAAAUGAGAGGAAGCAUCUUUGUUCUGUAGUUUAUGGCUCACUACCUCCAGAAACUCGGACAAGACAGGCAACAAUGUUCAACGAUGAAAGCUCUGAGUUUGAUGUUCUUGUGGCCAGUGACGCUGUGGGGAUGGGUCUUAAUCUCAACAUUUCAAGAAUAAUUUUUUCAACAAUGACAAAAUUUGAUGGUAUCGAGGAGCGGGAGCUCACAGUGCCAGAGAUAAAGCAAAUUGCAGGUAGAGCUGGCAGGUAUGGAUCAAAAUUUCCUGUUGGUGAGGUGACUUGUAUGGAUGCUGAGUACCUGCCUUUGCUUCAUUCAUCUCUGAAUGCUCCAUCCCCCACACUAGAGAGAGCUGGGUUGUUUCCUAAUUUUGAUCUCAUAUUUACAUAUUCACGUUUGCAUCCAAAAAGAGGCUUAUAUGAGAUACUAGAACAUUUUGUAGAGAAUGCCAAAUUAUCAUAUAAUUAUUUUAUUGCUGAUUGUGAAGAUAUGAUGAAAGUUGCUGCUAUCAUCGAUGAGUUACCUCUUGGCUUACAUGAUAAGUACCUUUUCUGUAUCAGCCCAGUUGACGUGGAUGAUGAAAUUUCAUCUCAAGGUCUUACACAGUUUGCUGAAAACUAUGCCAAAAAGGGCAUUGUUCGACUUCGAGAAAUAUUCACACCGGGGACACUUCAGGUGCCAAAAUCACAAGCCGGACUUAAGGAAAUCGAAUCCAUUCACAAGGUCUUGGAUCUUUAUGUAUGGUUGAGUUAUCGAUUGGAGGAUUCUUUCCCAGAUCGUGAACUAGCAGCAUCACAGAAAGCCAUCUGCAGCUUGCUUAUUGAGGAGUUCUUGGACAGGUUUGGGUGGCACAAGCCAAGGGCUAGCCUAGCAAAUUUGAAGUCUGGUUCAACUUCCUUGUUAUCCCAAAGGAUUAGGAAAUAUUUAUGACACCAUUUUUUUUCCUUUUAACUUCAAUAGUUUCUUUUACAGAUUUAUUUUGUAACUCUCAAAAGUAUAUUUAUAUGAAAUACACGAAGAGUUAAUUAGUGGCUCCUAAGUGGGUACUCUACUUGCUCUUGUAUUCUCAAUCUCAAUGUCCAGCUGAUCAAUGUUCUCUUCAUCAUCUCCUGUUUUAACAAUAAAGUAUACAUGUUUUCCAAUGUGAACAUGUAAUUAAAAUUUCUUUUUAUUGAUCCCAACUCGUUACAUUUACUUUUUCAUGCUCUAAAUUCGUUGUAAUUGACUAGUGGCAGAUGUUAGCAACUCAAAGCGAACCACUUUUCAUUACAAAAUAGUGAAAUGAACCAUAAACAUAAAAAUGCAAACACAAGAUAUAUUUAAACUAAGCAAUAAAACUCUUAACAGAUAGUUGUGCCAGUUGCCAAAUUGUUCACAAACUUACACUGUUUUGAUCAACUAAGCAAUUGUCUUACUUAUCCUCAAAAACAACUUCUCAAUAUCUUCUUUUUCCUUUACCAUAUUCUUGGCCUCAAGUUCCUUCUUCAACCUAUUAUAAACACUGUCCUGAGGAAUCAUAUCCUUUGAAAUCAUUUCCUUAAAGAAAGAAUAAGCAUAUUCAACUCUCCCACUCUUGCAAAGCCCACUAAUCAGAAUACAAUAUGUCGAAAAUUCAAUAGAUAUAUCAUUGUCAAACAUAUGAUUGAGCAGAAAGUGAAGCACCUUCAUCCUCCUCUUCUUGCAACACAUCUUUAACAAGGCAGCAUAAGUUUUGAGGUCUGGUUUGCAAGAUUCAUCUUCCAUUUUCUUAAGCAAUUUCAGAGCUUUCUCUUCUUGUGAAUGGUCACAAUAGCAAGAAAUCAAUGUAUUGUAGGUUACCACAUCUGGGGUAGCUCCUUGCUUUGACAUAUCAUCAAACACAUCCUCAGCAUCUUUCAACCUUCCCGCUUUCCCAAGAACGAAAAUCAAAGAGUUGAAAAAAGAAGAAUCAGGAACACAGCCAUCUUUUUUCAUUUUCCCAUAUAUCUCCACAGCUUCAUUUAUCUGUUUUGCCUUCCCUAAAGCAUGCAUUAUAAUAGUGUAUGUUACAACAGUUGGAGCACAAUCUUUGGCCUUCAUUUCAUCAAGAAUGGCAUCCACAUUUCGAAAAUCCUUUUCACGACAGUAUGAUUCGAUGAAACAAGUAUAAGUAAAUGCAUUGGGUUGAUACCCAUGUUUCUCCAUAUCCUCCAUAACCGUCCUAGCAGUAUCAAACUUCCUAACUUUGCACCACCCAUGUACUAAAAUGUUGAAACUUGCAGUAUUCACAAGUAUUACAUCCCUAAACUCAAGAAAAACUUCCUGGGCAUGCUCAACACUAUUCUCCUUAACCAGUGUGUCUAGAAGUAUGUUCAAACCUAAAACGUCCUUGCUUAUACCAAGUCUUUCCAUUCCCUUAAAAGCAGCUAUGGCUUCCUCAUACAAAUGAGCUCUUGCAAGUCUCCUAAUGACUUUUGCCAUUGUAACCAACGAAAUGUAACCAUCCAAAGAGCUCAUUACCUCAAUCAAUUCCCACAUAUGCUUGAACUCAUCGGCUUUUCCCAAGAUAUCAACCAUUAGAUUAUAUGAUUCUGGGGAAUGCCUAUAACCUGUUUGUAUUCCUGCCCAAGUGAAAAAACCAAAAGCCGAAACCCAACAGUUGCUAAAUCGCUUUAAAACCUGUUCCACUAAACUAUCUGAUAAAUUUAAAUCACACCCAUCAAGAGCUUGAGCUACUUCUUUAGGAGAAGCGUACCUUUGCUUAAGAAUAUUGCUCAACUUAUCGAUAUCUGACUCGGUAGUCUCGUUGAGAAGUUGUUUACGGGCUUCAAGUUCAACAAGCCUUCGACUUGGUGAUUCGACCCAUUGAGCGAGGGAGGGAAUGACAAAAUCAUCGUCUUCGGCGUUGUCAUCUUCACCAGUGGCAUUUUUAGAGGGAACGGCUUUGACCCAACUCGGAAGCUCAGGUGAUUCAGUGAGUUGGGUUGAGUCAGUGUUGGUGCAUAGGGAGUUAAGGAAGAGGUACCGACGCAAGGCAUUGGUAUUGGUAUUGGGUUUAGGAGUGGAAAGGAGCGUUGUAGCUCUCUGCAAUUUCGAGAGCAUCUUCUCUGCACUAUAACUCUAUUGAGC